Molecule: messenger RNA, 3212 nt
Organism: Vespa velutina
Lineage: Eukaryota; Metazoa; Arthropoda; Insecta; Hymenoptera; Vespidae
Exons: 2
Coding region: 82-648 (188 amino acids)
Source: RefSeq, a predicted model, not a curated record
CUUUGAUUGGUCCGUUAGAAAUCCAGUAAUCUUUUGUUAGAAUAAUUUAGCGGAUAAAAUUGUUCAAGUAUUAAAAAUAUAAUGGAUAAUUCUAUUGUACCAGAUAUAUUAAAUUUGGAUACGGAAGAAUUGUCCGAUAAAGUUACUUGUAAACGAAGAUCCUUGGUUUUUCAAUCACGAACUUCAAAAUUAUUUACUGACGAAGAAACAGAUCAAGCGAAAAAUCUUGAAAAUGAGGAUUUUUUAGAGAUCAAUAAAUGUAAACGACAAUGUGUAGAGGAUGUAACGAGGAAAGAAAAUUUUGAUUUGCAAAAAUAUAUAAAUGAUCUUAGACAAGAAAGAAAAUUAUGGCAAUCAACGUUAAAAGAACGUAAAUCAAAAAGACGUAUUCUUUCAAAACAAAAAUCUGUUCUAGAAGAGCAAGGACAGAAUUUAGAUACUAAAGCAUUAUCUGAUUCCGAAAGAUCUUUUCUUUCAUCUUCCCCUAAUUACGAAUAUAUUUGUGAAAACAAUCAAAAAUUAUCAGAUAUGGCUCUUAAAAUAACCUUAUUAAAUGAAUUAGUAUAUAAGUUAAAUGAAAGGUUUAUGUUAAGAAUGAAAGAGAAGUUGAAUAAGACUACGAAGAAAAUUAUUGAAAUGUCAGGAUAACAAAUGUUUUAAUCUAAACAUUAUUAGAGAGUUUUACUUAUGUAAAUAGUAAUAUUUGUAUAUAAAUAAGAUAAAACAUUAUGUAUAUAAUCAUAUUUUACAUUGAUUUAUAAUAGUUAAGAUAGGUAGAGUAUAUUGUUUCAAGUUUUUUACCGAUGUACUUUUUUUUUGUCAUACCUUAAUACUGUUAAAAGUACAAUUUUGCAUAUGUAUUAUGAUUUAUAGUGUUUUACACAAUAUAUCAAUAUACAUAUGAAAUAUAAAAUGUUUGAGGGAAAACAAUUUCUACUAAUGAAUAAUUAAUUUCGAAUAUUUAAAAUAGUAUGAACAAUGUCUUUGGUAGAAAGCUUUUCUAAAUGUCAUCACUAUGAUGACAGAAUUGUAACUUAUUUUUACAUUAUCCGAAUUUUUUACAUUUUGUAUAAUAUAGCGUGCAUUUUAAUAUUUUAGAUAAUGUAAAAUUGAACAUAGUAACCAAUAGAGCUGUCAUCUAUGCAAAUGAAAACUUUUCCUUCUUGCUGCCUUUCUUUCCUUCUGGGCCAGGUAUUCUUUUCUUGAUGUACUACUAUGUAAUUCUAAAAUGUGAUUUAUUUUUCUUACAAUUUCUUCUGCUGUCAUUGAAUCUGCUUCAAAAUCAUGAUUUUUAAAUGAUGCUGACUGAUGAAGAGAAUGCGUUUGACUGGAUGAUGCUGUAAAAAAUUAAUAAUUAAUAAUUAAACUAAUAUAACAAAAUACAUAUAUAGAUAUAUAUUUUUUUGUUAUAUUAGUGAUAUCGAGCUAAAAAAUAUAUACCACUUAAACUGUCUAGAGUAGAAGAAUGUGGAGUAUAAACCAAUGUAAAUAUUGUUUUUGAUCCUUUGUUUUCAGUUAUUUCACACCACGCAAUGUUAUCUAUAUGAUAACUAACUGCCCGUUGUCUAUUCCAGAAUCGACUGGCACCUUUUCCCGUUAUCACUGGAUCAAUCUCAAUCUUCUCACCCGAUAUUCCAAGGUGAAUUUCAGUCUUUGCUCUCACUUUAUUUAUUAUGUAUACUCUGUUCAUAAAUAUAAAUAUGUAAUAUAUUUAUCAUUUAGAUAUUCUUCAAAUUCCAUAUGAUAAUAGAAAUGCACCUAUAUGAUUGAUACAAUGGAGCUUCCAUUGCUGUUGUAUGACCUUCCAUCUUGGCUAAAUCUUUUGCUACUUCUUCUUGUUCUUUGUUAUUGCCUUCCAAUUCUUCAUUGACUUCUGUUUCAAUAUGUUUUAUCGUAUUAUGUCGUGCUCUAUCACUUGGUUUCAUUUCAACAAGACCUAAUGUUGUGAAUUCAAAUUUGGAUAUUAUUUCUCUUGGAUCUAAACAAGGAAAGUCCCAAUCUACCUCUCCAUCAUCUUCAGUAAUAUAUAAACCAUAUUUUGUAAUAUCUUCCCUGUUAAAAAAAAAAAAAAAAAAAAAAAAAAGACAAAAAGAAAAAAAAAAGAAAAAAUACAAGUUAAAAUGCUUGUAAAUAUAUAUAAAGCUUAUAAUACAUUAUAUAAUUUCCAUACUUUAAACUAUGGUUAGGAUGUUCACUUGCAUAUUUAUAACAUAUGAGCCCAAUAAAUUCCAAUACUUUUGCUGCGGCAAUAACUACAAUUUGCAAAGGAUAAGUUCUUUCUUCCUUAGGUAACAUACACAUAAAGAUUCUAUAUUUUCUAAUAGGAAUACCAACUUGUGACUGAAACAAUUUCAAAUAUAUAAAUCCAUAUUACACAAUUAAUAAAAUAAUAAUAACUAAUAUUUCAUACAUUGCCAUCAAAUUUUGCAUAUUCUGUAAAAGGAUUUUGAGGUAAAUUGGGACAUUUUUCUAUUUGUUCGGAUAAAAGGGAAAGCCUUUUGCUUGUAGUCGUAUUUUUUUUACGGAAGUCCUUUCUUUGAAAUAAUUUUGAUUGUUCGGCAAGUGAAAGAAGAUUCGGUUUGUGCUCCCAUUUUACGUGCUUUAUUUUAGCUGCUUUCUUUCUCUCUAAGUCCAUUUUUUCUAAUCUUUGAGCUGUAUUAGAACGUUGUCUAUGACUAAAUUCCAUAUCUGUCACAAUAAUUCAAUAUAUAAUUUAAUAAUCGUAUUUUUGUAUAUACAAGAUUAUCUAUCAGUUAAGAAACAAAUAUUAUACCCAUUUGUAUGUCAUAUGAUUCAGCUAAUGCAUCCAGAUCUUCAUCGUCGCUUUCUUCCAUUCCAGGAUAACAUUGUAAUGUUCCAUUCGACCUAAGUUCUUUCGGUAUAUCUUCACCUAACAUAACCAUCUCACACAUACCUUUAGAACGAAAAAUAAUAUAUGAUUUUAAGAUGUACACAAAGUAUUAGUCAAUAUAAAGCUAUUUAUAUUUAGAAAAAAUAUACAUAUAUAUUUAAUAUAUAUUUAAUAUUUAUAUUAUGAUAUAAACGCAUAAUAUUAGGUUAUAACACGAUUAUAAAGUAUCGGAGCGUAUAAAAUAGCGGAGCGUAUAUUUGCAGAAAAUGAUAUUAAGAUAUAUUCAAUAUAACGAUAUAAAAAAUAUUUACCUGUGUCAUCUGUGGACAAAAAACUAUCUCUUAUAUGAGAUAAUAGCCAA